This is a messenger RNA of Phragmites australis (common reed), 2012 nucleotides long. RefSeq names its product protein REVEILLE 1-like. The transcript is spliced from 6 exons. Bases 123 to 1556 code for a protein of 477 amino acids. Gene Ontology annotation, molecular function: DNA binding. Lineage: Eukaryota; Viridiplantae; Streptophyta; Magnoliopsida; Poales; Poaceae. The record is from RefSeq and is a predicted model, not a curated record.
ACCGGGCCUACGUAACGUUCGCUUCUUUGCCACACCUCCUCCUCCUCGUCCUCAUCAACAAGUGCUUGCAAAGGUCGGGGUGGCAACCUUGGGGUUGAUUGGUUUGGAAUUACAGACAGGAAAUGGCCUGUUUGCAGGAAAACUCUAUGGCGACCGAGGAAAACGCUGUUGCCGAUCGCGCGGGCAGUGAAAACGCCGUGGAUCAUCGCAACAAUCUCCUCGACCCCGGCAACAUGGAUUUGUCAGGGGAAGAGCAUGUACCCAAGGCGCGGAAGCCGUACACGAUCACGAAGCAGCGGGAGAAGUGGACCGAGGAGGAGCACAAGCGGUUCUUGGAAGCCCUCCAGCUACACGGCCGCGCCUGGCGCCGCAUACAAGGGCACAUAGGCACCAAGACUGCUGUGCAAAUCCGGAGCCACGCGCAGAAGUUCUUCACUAAGGUCGUCAGAGAAUCGUCGGGGAGCAAUAGCACCGUAGGCGCCGCGCCGGCGAUCCAGAUCCCUCCGCCGCGGCCGAAGAGGAAGCCGGCCUACCCGUACCGGCGGAAGAUGGACGGCGCUUCCAAGAAGCACGUGCCGGCGCUCAAGCAGCUGGAGAAGCCGGCGGCACUCCGAUUGCAGUCCCUGCGCGAGCAGGACGACGGGUCGCCGACGUCGGUGUUGACCACGGCGAAGGCGGUGUUGCGAGCGGACGCGUUGGUUAGCGUGUUCUCGAACAGCUCGGGCGGCAGCAGGUCGGCUCCGUCAGCUGCCGGUUCGAAUGAGCAUGGCAACGGUGGCGGCUCGCCGGCCUCGUCGGUGGACAGAGAGGACGGCAGCCUAACGUUAAGUAUAGCAACCGCUGAGUUGGCUAUGAGAGCGCCAAAUAUCAAGGCGUUCGGUGAUGCAAAAGAAGUGUCUUGUAUAGGAUCAGAAUCUUCAGUCUUCAAGCUGUUUGGAAAGAAAGUUGUGGUGAAUGAUUCCUAUGACUAUGAGCACCUACAGAACGGCAGAGACCUGAAAAUGGAUUCUUCCCCUGCGACUGCGAGGGUUGCCCAGGCAACCAGAAAUGCAAUUCAUUUUGGUGCCGCAGAAGGGAACUCGUGGAAUACAUGUCCGAGCAGCAGGCAGCAGCUCAUGAAUUUCCUUCCCCAGCCGGACGGUUUCGCCGCGCAAACCGUCGUGCCAUGGCUCGGCUACAACGGGAGCCUGCCUUGCGCGCUGUUCUACCCGCAGGCGGUGGCUUCGAAUCAGAAGCACCAACCUUCAGAUGCUCUGGAUCCCAAAGGCAUGCAGAGGGAAGGAUCGUUGACAGGCUCGAACACGGCCUCCAGCUUCGUUCCAACAGGGUCGGCGCCACAGAAUUCAGACGCCGCGGAGUCUCACGGCGGGCAAGAAAACACCAGCGAAAGCGACACGGCGCCUGCUGUUCCACCGCUAACGAAGUGCGCGAACUCGGCUUCCUUCAGCCGGAGAGGGUUCUUCCCGUACAAGAUAUGCGCGGCCGAGAGCGAGGCGUCGCGACCGGUGGCGCCCGGAGAGGAGACCGACGGCGAGCUGACGAAGCUGUGCUUGUAACAUCUGAAGCAUAACUGAGAUAACUCACGGUAUAUAUUUUGGAUUGCUCCGGUCUCUUGAGCUGCUCAUAUGGCUCUGCUCCAGGGAGCUGAUCAGCCUGCCUGCCACUUCUCUGAAGCAGCUGGAAACCACAUCAGUUUUCCAGAAAUGGGGGAGCAAUCCUGGUUCUUACUCCUCAGUGUAUAGACACGUACGAUAUGUAAUAUCCCACUUUUGUUCACUGUGUGAUCGUGUAAUUUUGCGGUGUUUUUGCCCCAACUUGAGAGAUUCAGGGAUCAGUAGCUGCUUGCACAAAACCUGGAUCAAAGAUAGGCCUGUUUGUCAUAGUCUGGCAACAUGUAAAACUAGGCCUGUACUAUCUCAACGAAAUGUAACGGGCACGAGACGAACAGAAUGUUGUACCUCCUCAAGAAGCAGGGAGGGACAUUGAUUGACAUGAGGCCAUGUACAGUAUAG